AUGGAGAACUUCCUACGGGUCUGGCGACAACAGGCGAAGGUCCGCGGCCAGUUUGACUCGGCCAUCUUUAUCGGAGACAAAGUGCUCGCGUUGACAAACAGCGACGAGGACGCCCUUUGGCUGGCCGAAGUACACUUCUCGAACAACAACUACACGCGAGCCCUUGCCCUCCUUUCUGGACAAGACCUCAUAUCCCGGAGCACCGCCUGCCGCUACCUCGCCGCCCACUGCUACAUCAAACAAGGCCAAUAUGAGCAGGCGCUUUCAACUCUGGGCGACCAGAACCCCACCCACCUGAUCCGCAGCAGCAACAGCCGUCGCAAGCUUCAACACAUCAACGGACAAAGCCGUAUCACACUACGCAACGGGAAGGGCGCUGCGUCGCGCAUUGACCGCUCGGAGGAACGAGAUCGCGAGGAUGCUUCCAAUAUCCGGUAUGAGGCGGGGAUGUGUUACCUUCGGGGACUGUGUUUUGCAAAGCAGAAUGCUUUCGAUCGGGCCCGGGACUGCUACAAGGAUGCUGUGCGCAUUGACGUGCAGUGUUUCGAAGCGUUUGAUCAGCUCAUGAAGAACUCGCUCAUGUCGCCGACGGAAGAGCUGGAGUUUCUCGAAUCGCUGGACUUUGACUCGAUUACAGGGGCGGACGCGCCCAUUUCGCAGGAAGCGGCACAUUUCACGAAGAUGCUCUAUACCACUCGCUUAUCGAAGUACUCAUCGCCUGCUAUCCUCACCGAUGCCACCGAAACGCUGUCCACACACUACAAACUGGCCGAGAAUCCGGACAUCCUCCUCUCUCGGGCAGAAGCUUUAUACACACAAUGCCGCUUUGCCGAAGCGCUGGAGCUGACGUCUUCGAUUCUCUCAACGUCGCAGUCCUCGCUUUCUUCGGCGCACACCGGUCCCACCGCUCAGAGCCAUCUUGGUCAUUCGCCCGCCGUAUACCCCCUACACCUGGCGUGCCUAUACGAGACAGGCGCCACAAAUGCCCUUUUUUUACUCUCGCACACCCUUGCCGACCACUCACCAGAAGAAUCCUACACGUACCUGGCCAUCGGAGUAUACUACCUAUCAGUGUCCAAAAUCGCAGAGGCCCGGCGCUUCUUCUCCAAAGCGUCGUUGCUGGACCCUCACUCUGCACCAGCCUGGAUCGGGUUUGCUCAUACGUUUGCAGCGGAAGGUGAGCAUGAUCAGGCCAUCGCCGCGUAUAGCACCGCUGCUAGACUGUUCCAAGGCAACCAUUUACCGCAGCUGUUUCUUGGAAUGCAGCAUCUCGCGCUGAACAACAUGUCUCUAGCGCAAGAGUACUUGUGUGCAGCGUAUGCCAUGUCCACGGGAACGGCUGCCGGCACAGUACCUUCAAUACCUUCCAUGCCUUCUGAGUUGUCUACGCUAGGAGGAGAUCCUCUGGUUCUGAACGAGCUUGGCGUCGUUCUGUACCAUCAAAAUCAUCUCGAUAACGCGGUAGAACUAUUUCGUCAGUCACUAGGGCUAGCGACGUCGCUCCAAUGCGAACCGGGCGCCUGGGUAGCCACGCGAUCGAAUCUCGGCCAUGCCUUACGUCGCUUAGGACGAUACCCCGAGGCACUCGAAGAGUUCGACGAGUGUGUGCGGAUCGGCGCCGCCGGUACAAGCCUGGGGUAUACUCCAUUCCUAGGCGGAAGUGGAGGCAAUGCUUCUGGAGUUGCAUCAUCGGGCGUGAGUGGGUAUGAGGAGAGAGGACUCAUCGGAUCACUACAUACUGCUCGUGGGCUUAUACUGCUGGAGCUGAGCCGCACCAUGGAUGCCGUGACCGCCUUGCACGAGGCAGUGCGAGUGCUUGGGGCCAGUGGUGGCGGGGACGCUGCAGGUGGAGCGGGCGUUGCAGGAACCCUUUUGUCGCGUGCUCUGGAGAUCUGGGCGUCAGAAACGCGCGAAUCAGAGAAUGUGAUGUCAGAAGAUGGCCGAGCGCCGCUCCGAACCUCGACGCGAUCGUCGCGCGACAAGGGCAAAGGCCACGCGGCUCGGCGACGCAUAGCCGCGGAUGAUUCCUACACAGAGGAGUGGACAGAUGAGGUCGCACAGGCUGGGGUUGACUUGCCGGUCGAGCACACAACCGUGGAAGACACGAUUGAGAUGGAGCUGGAUCACGACGCAGAGAGGCUGCUGGCCGAGACAGUGGGCCGGGUCCGUGGGGGCCAACGCGGACGCCACAGACUCCUCGCGAGCAGUCCGGAGAUCCAUGACGUGCGAAAGGGAGGGCGAUUAGGGCGACAUUUUGCGCAGUCGCGAUCAUGA
Aspergillus calidoustus is the source of this 2274-nucleotide messenger RNA. NCBI's taxonomy places the organism in Eukaryota, Fungi, Ascomycota, Eurotiomycetes, Eurotiales, Aspergillaceae. The record is from the annotation of a GenBank genome assembly.